AUGGAUUGGAAAGACCUGGAUCAGAUAGGCACCAGGUUCAUUGCAUAUUUGGAGAAAGUUUUCAGAGAGCCACGUUUCUUGUUUGUUGCGUUAGAGACAGAAGAUGAUGCACAACGCAUUUUGCAGGAUGCUUGGGGUAUCUCAGAGCUUGGGGCUGUAGGAGAUGAGGCUGUACGCAUUUUGAUGCUCUGGAGGGAUGCCAUGGACGUUCCAUUUAGGAGACAGACCCAACUGAGAUGCACGAACAGUUUUUCCUUAUUGCAGCCACCUGGUACCACAGCAGCACGGACUCUCCAAGACGAGUUCGAAAACGUGGUUCGUCAGGGACCUGGUUUUGUGCUUGACAUGGUCAAACGUCAGCUGAAACGGAAACGAGAUGCGAAGGGCACACAGAGAGCAGACAUUGAAAGAGAUCAGAGAGCGGUCUAUGCACUUCAACUUGCAGAGGUGAUCAGAGAGGCAUACCUACCAGUUACACACCAAAUUGAGGUUUUGGAUGAUCCCAAUAAAGCCUGGGGUAGGAUUUUUGGGAGCAGGCGCUCCAAAACUUUGAGAAACCGUUACAAAGCAUGGCAACGUUUCAGAAGCUGGUUGGUGGCUUACUCAGGGGAAGUUUGGCCGAAAAGUUUAACACCUUUGAUUUCAUUUGUUGAAGAGCGCAUUGAUGAUGGAUGUUCUUUCACGUGUCCAAGUGAGCUCCAUGCAUCGCUCACGAUCUUGGAACAGAUUGGAAGGGUGCCGGAUGAGAAGCGUUUUUCAAGCGACACUACUUGGCUCUCUCAUUCGGCAAGUUGGAAACUCGAGUUGGAAACACAUGCACGUGUCGACAAAGCAGCUAAGCCGUACACUGUCGCGAUCUUAGCUUCACUGGAAAUCUUUGUCAUGGACUUGCAGCAGGACUUGUAUGCUAGGUUCAUUGCUUGGGUCAUGUUGAUUGCAAGCUGGACUUCACUCAGGGUUGAUGACAUUCAGAACUUGCUGCCAGAGACGCUUCGCCUUUCCCGCAGGGGAUUCAGUGCGAGGAUAGUGUUGGGGCGGCUGGGAACUCCACGGUUUCAGGAUGAGGUGUGGAGGGCCAACAUGGCCAUGUUGCUCGCCGCGGGAGAGAUGCUUCUCUUUUGGGCUGGGCACAGCCCCAGACACUUCUUGACUCAGGCUGCUUUAUCACUUGGGGUCACGAAGGAGAGACGUGACUACUUGGGAAGAUGGUCAAUAGGACGCGUCGGAAGUAAUGCUUACAUUCAUUCAGCAAGACAGGUUGUAGAAGAGGUACAAGUAGAAGUUUUGCAGGCUCUCGUGAAAGGCACAGCUGUCAUUGAUGAGGGCGAACUUUUGGACGAGAUUGCACAGUUUGCUGAUGAGCAUGGUUUGAUUGGGCACCGCAUCAAACGCAGACACACACAGCAGUUUAGACGUGACACGGCACUUGUGCUUCCUGAGGAAGAAGAGUCAGAGGCAGAGGAGGAUGUGCCACCAGAAGGUGAGAGUGAUGCCAUUGUCUUGGAACCCAGGCCAGAGGCAGCUGGCAACUCAGACAGAGCAAAGUUCUUCGUAACUGUGUCACGGCGGGGGGGCAUCAGGAUAGUUGCAAGGUUUGGGAUUCAGUUUCACUUGAACUUGUUUUACGGCAUCUUGCCGCGAGACCUUGCCAUGGCUGUGGACGAUGCACAGCGACGGGAUUUCCUUAGGAACCACGUCACCUCCGAUCUGCAGUAUGUGUGGGAAGACUCGCAAGUCAGUUUGGACAUGCAAUACAGAAUGGCCCAGCAUUACACUAGCUUGAGGGUUUUCAUUGCGCUGGCAGAAACCGCAGCAGAGUUGAGGACAGCACUGCGGACGGACUUCCAGAUGGACCCAACAGCAGGUGCCGAACAACGUGCUGAAUUGGCACGGGUCGUUAGCUCAUGGCUGACUGGCAGACAAUUGUACGAAAAAGAGACGGAGCUUACAGCAGAGAGUAAAGUCAUGGGUAUGCCUCGGAACCUGCAGCACAGUGAAAGGCUUGCUAUGGUUAAGGCAGUGGAGACAGUGUUAGGGGACCUUGCAGGGAACGACACACCAUCUGCCGAGUAUCUUGCACUCAAGGUUGAAGAAUGCGAGAAUGGAGAAAUCACGGCUUCGACUUUGGACGAGGUAACUUCAAAGGCCCACAAGAAUACGUCUUCUUUGCAGACUUCUUUGGAUCCAGCAGGGCAUGUCAGGGUAGUGAAGAACAAAACGAAAGGGGCUUUACCGGCCAACACAGAGGAGUACAGACAAGCCAUGAAACUGGAAUCCAUCACGUGGAUGUGCAUGUCGGCCAAGUUCAAAUCAAAGAGUUGGUUGUCUGACCUGAGGUUGGAACACUUCACCAAGUUCACUGAGUACAUUUUGGGGGAACGUGUGCACUCCAUCAAGAUUCCAGUGGAUGGGCAGAACAUGGCGCUGAAGCCGCAAUGGGCCCUGGUUUUACAGUACGAACAUAGGUUAAGGAGAGAAGCUUGCAAGCUGGUGAACCGGGGCGAAGCAACUCUUGCGGAAGCACUUCAAAGAGUCAUCAAGGAUGCAGACCUCAAGGAAUCCUUUUUCACCACACCGCUCGCCCUCACAGCGGCCGAGACCCCUGCAAAGUUUUCACGGUCCUCCUUUAAGGGAUCUUCAGAUAGCAACGACGAUGCCACAGGGCGCGCAAAAGGUUUGACCAAAUCCGGCGAAACGCCAGCUAGUGUGUGGCAGUUGGAACAGAUGCAGGCCUUGGUGACUAUGAGAGGCGCCACAGCAUUUGCUGUGUAUCAAUGUCAGUUUGGGGCGCAGUCACCAAAGCCCACCAGGUUUAUGACUUCACUGCAGAAAGCCAAAAGUCUCCCUGCACAGGGAUUGCCCACCUUUGACUCAAAACGUCAUUACCUGGGACCAUUGCCUAGGUCUUGCACACACAAGUACCAUGUCAAAAAGUUGAUUGGAAAAGAAGCUGGCAAGUGGCGCACCGCUGAUUCAGCAGCAUAUCCUCCUCCUCUUUGCAAGUGGCUGGCUCAGCUCAUCGUCUCUCGAGUGGGGGAGGCACGCUCUGAGCUGAGUGGUGGCAGAGUUACAGCAAUGGCUGGACAGGCCACAGAGCUUUCAGUGGCACAGGGUCUUGCAGAUGAGCCGGUCUCAGAAAGGAUGCAGGCAUUUUGCAGGCGUCUCUAUGACAUUUUGCAAACUGCAGUUUUGGAGAAAUUUGACGACAUCAGGUUGGAGGCGAUCAAGCUUGGACUGGGCCGGAUAGGAUCAUCGCCCUUUUCUGAUGAGGAGCUCAAUGCGCUGAGGGGGCGUUGGGCAUCCCUAUUGCCCUCAAGGGCCAUGGCUUUGUGCGUACCGGAACGACAGCCUUUUUACCUGGGGCUGAUUGGGCAGACACUGGAGCUCCUGAGUGAUCCUGAUUUUUCCAUUUACAUGGAUGGCAAGGAUUCAUUUUGGAAUGGGGUGCCGGUUGGCUUUGACGAGCCUUUACCCAGGGUGCCGGAGCUCUAUCCCAGGAAAGAGAAGGUCAGGCCGUUAGAUGAUUCUGAGUACAACAACAUGGCAACCAACUACAAGUCCGCCAGAGAGAUGGCAGACGACUUGGAGAAAAAGUUCUGUGAAGAGGAACAGUUAGGGAGGAUGAUCCCGACCACCGUUGGAGAGAUGAAAUCAAAGUUUCCGCAUAGGACUCCUUUGGUUGCAGCAAUGGGCGCUUUGCGAAAGCCUAACGGCGAUGUCCGACCUCUUCAUGACGGGACGCAUUACGUCCAACUGAAUAAUGCAAUCUUGUUCCAGGACCAGCUCCAAUAUCCUGGUCCAGAGGAUGCAGCUGGGAUGGUGCGUAAUGUGAAAGAAGAACAGGAGUCAGUUUAUGCUUUGUCUGCGGACAUUAAGGCCGCCCACCGUCUGGUGAAAAUACGGGAGGAAGACUGGCCGCUUUUGGGUUGCAAAGUCAGGUCGGAGGACAAGACUGUUUGGAUUAACACUGUUGGUACGUUUGGUAUUUCCUCUGCUAGCUAUUGGUGGUCACGUCUUUUCUCUGGGGUUGGUCGCGCGGUUGGAUAUCUGUUGAAUCAGCAAGAUUGGCAUCAACUGGUCUGUGUGGACGACCUCCACCUUUCGUGUUUGGGGGUGCGCAAGUUUCUCAACCUCUGGAUUGCAAUCUUGAUGUAUGAGCUGAUGGGAACCCCUUUUGCUUAUGGCAAGUUCACCGGAGGCUUGCAGGUGCAAUUCGUUGGAUACCUGCUUGACUACAAGGAAUGCUUCAUUGGCAUUACCAAGCGCCGUGGUGAUUGGCUGAUUCAGUUCAUUGACGAGAUGGCUCGGUCCAGGGGCACAAUCUAUUUACGCCGCUUCAACGAAUUCUUGGGGCGACUUGGAUUUGUGGCACGGGUCUUGAUCUGGCUGAAGCCUUUCUUGGCUCCGCUGUAUGCCUGGAGUGCAGCCAUUGACAGGAGCACGGUGGCGACGGCCCCAAGGCUGGUGCUCCUGGUGCUCCAGUUCUUGAAAGUGCAGCUCACAGAUUGCACCUACCUUCAUUCUUGCGAACGGCCUCAGACUGCAGGGGGAGAAGUUUUUCGCACUCAUGCAAAGUGUGAGGUUAACAGAGUAGUUUUGGGGGGACAUCAUUUGGAAUCUGGCAAAUGGUUUUCGCUGGAGGUGCUGCCCCACCAAGCGCCUUACUUGUUCAAGUCGGAUGGCCAGUCGCAGUGGGCUUCCACGACUGCUGGGCUGCUGGCCGCAUUGAUUGCACUGCACUUGUUUGGCUAUUUGGAAGUGGGGCGGCGUAACAACUUGCCUCCUCUCCACGUGGGCGCUGGCACAGACAAUUUAGCAAACGAACACUUGCUGAAGAAGGGGCUCACGACCAAAUGGCCUCUUUGCUUAGUGUUCAUGCAACUCACUGAAGCACUCAUGAGGGCGCAUGUUCAUGUCAGUCUGGAUUGGCGACCACGAGACGAAAACUGUCUGGUGGAUGCGCUGACCAACGGAGACUUCAGCGCGGUGGACCCGGGCAGCCGCAUCUUUUGCGUCUGGGAGCAAUUUGACUUCUCCUUGUUGCAGCGCCUUUGGGGAGAGCGGGAAAUUUACUUGGACAAGGAGGUGCACGAAGGAGACAAGUUGGCGCACUACGCCCGUGCGUGUACGGACAUCGUUUUUAGGUAUCCUUUCGGGACCCAGGAACUCCUUGGAGUCGCUGCGCGUGGAGAGUACGAUCUGCAGCAACAUGCAAAAGCCAGUGGAGAGAGUCUGGAAUAUCAGGUGCCAGGGCAGAAGCGAAAGUUUGUACCGCACGUCAUCGAGCCGUCCCUAGGCAUCGACCGCUUGUUCUUAGCGCUGCUUUGUAGCGCAUACGAUGAAGAUGAGAUCGAUGGCGACAAGCGCUCCGUGUUAAGGUUCCAUCCCUGUGUGGCGCCAAUCACCUGCGCCAUCUUCCCCUUGCUGAAGAACAAGCCACCCUUGGUCAACAAGGCCAAAGGCUUGGCAUCGAUGCUUCGGACACGUGGUUUCAAUGUGCUCUACGACGAGGCAGGCACUAUUGGGAAGCGAUACCGACGUAUGGACGAGGUCGGAACCCCUUUCUGCUGCACCAUUGACUUUGACACACUCGAGGAUGAUACCGUGACAGUCCGAAAGAGGGAUGAUCCGAUGACGGUGGAGCGAAUGCGCCGAGAUGAAAUUGGAGAUUUCUUGGAGAAAGAGUGUCGGCUACCCAUGUCCUGCUGA
Messenger RNA from Cladocopium goreaui, 5709 nucleotides. Lineage: Eukaryota; Dinophyceae; Suessiales; Symbiodiniaceae. The record is from the annotation of a GenBank genome assembly.